UGACACACUAGUUUUUGAUCGAUGACCGAGGCCACACACGCUGCACCUUGCGCAUAUUGCAUAAAGAACGCUCGCUGGUAUUUGCUUGCAGUCUUACACACGCCCGAGCGACUGAGGCAACUCCGACACCCGUGGCGCUUGCCGUGGACUUGAAAUCACAGAGAGCGUAGCAGCGAGCGUGAUGCUGCUGCAGGACGCGAAGCCGUCGGCUAGGACCCGAGCGGCGAAGCUCUGGGCGACGCUGUUCUACGGCCACGUCCACCGCCCGGAGGACCGCGACGCGGUGGUCAAAGGCGACACGAUGCUCGCGCGCUGCUACCGCGCGUCGCCCUGGGCCUACGCGCUGCUGGGAAGCACGAUGGUCGCGCUCUCGGCGCGGCUGCGGGCCCGGGACCCGGGUUACAAUUGGCAGGUCUUGGGAAUGGCACUUGUCGUCGAGAGCGCCGUAUCAUAUCUGUCGGACGUGCGCGCUUUUGGUGAUGCCUCUAGUCCGUGGCACGCCACAGAUCGCAUGCUGGCCAGCGCAUUGAUGCUAGCCUGCGGACCGCUCCUAGCGCUCCGGCUCGCGAUCGGAAGUGUCACGAUUCCCCGGACACUUAGGAACGCGUGGGCGCUCGCCGUGACCCUCGGCCUGGCCUGCAAGGCCCUCUCGGGCCGCGCGUCGCGGAAGGGUUGCCUGGACGCGUACCUUAUGUGGCACACGCUCUGGCACUUCCUGCCGGUGCUGUCGUCCGUAUUCCUGAUCGCGUGGGCGAUGGACUGGGAGGAGGAGGUUGUCCCUCUGGCGGCCCAAUACUAGUGUCGUAUAUAAUGUCUUUGUGUAUA
Pelagomonas calceolata is the source of this 825-nucleotide messenger RNA. The record is from the annotation of a GenBank genome assembly. Lineage: Eukaryota; Pelagophyceae; Pelagomonadales; Pelagomonadaceae.